Messenger RNA from Cladocopium goreaui, 2679 nucleotides. NCBI's taxonomy places the organism in Eukaryota, Dinophyceae, Suessiales, Symbiodiniaceae. The record is from the annotation of a GenBank genome assembly.
AUGUGGUUCCUACAGUCCUUCCUGCGGUGUGCACGGAAUGAAGAGGACGAAGCGCGGGAGCCUCACCUGGGCGUGGACCCGGUGAGCUUGUUGGCCUCACAAGAGUUCAUCGAAGAUUGCAAGGGCCUCUGCGAUGUGGAGAUGGUGGAGCCGCUGGGUGCCACCUGCUGCGAGCUGCACGGCGCGGUGGCCAAGGCGGUGCCGCCCACGGAGCUCACGGUGAAGGUGCCCGAGGACUUUGUACAGGGAGGUGCCAUAAAGGCCACCGGGCCAUUUGGCGAGGUUUCGCUGAGACCUCCACCAGGGGUGCAACAAGGGGAGUCGAUUUGCUUCCGUCUUGCGCCUCCUUGCCAGUUUCGUGUCACAGUGCCUCCAUGGGCCAAGGGAGGUUAUCAGGGGUCGGUGUCCAAGCUGACAUUGUGCCGGCCCAAAAAGUUGAAUUCUCUUUCCUUGCCGAUGAUUCAUGACCUCAGAAAGAUUUAUGCUGAUCUCCCAAAGACUUCCAGCAUUUUGCUGCUGGAUGGUGAAGGGCGAGCAUUGUGUGCAGGGGGUGAUGUAGCAGAGGUCCGACAAGGUGUCUUGGAUGGAACCAGCUAUCCAGCUGACUUCUUCUAUGAUGAGUAUGAACUGGACUACAACAUUGCCACACUUUUUGAGCGACAACAAGUUCUGCAAGUCUCUUUGUGGGAUGGCAUUGUGAUGGGAGGAGGGGUUGGUUUAUCCAUCCACAGCCCCAUUCGCAUUGCCACUGAGAGAACCAUGUUUGCCAUGCCCGAAACUGGCAUUGGCCUCUUUCCAGAUGUUGGGGCCACCUGGGCCUUGACCCGUUUAAAGGCUGGUGCUCAUGUGGGGCUGCUGCUGGGCUUAAGCGGUGAACGCUUAGGUCCUGCAGACUGCAUGUUCUCAGGUGUUGCCACACACUAUUGUCCUUCCGAAAAGCUUCCGUUACUGGAAGAAAAACUUCAAUCUAUUGGAUCUAUGGACAUCUCCGUGGAAAAUGUCUCAGCUUUCAUUGAGGAAGUGGCUGCUGGUGCCCAACCCGCUGAUGAAAAAGCCCAUCUUGCGGCCAAUGAAGCAGCGAUCCAGCAUUGCUUUGGAGGCACGCCCAGUGCUGAGGAGAUUUGUGGGCGGCUCAAAGGGAUGAACAGUGGAUGGUCAGAGAAGAUGUUGAAGGCCCUGAUGUCCAAAAGCCCACUUUCCGUGAAGGUUUCUUUGGAAGCCUUGCGACGACAUCAAGAAGUCACCCUGAGGGAGGCCUUCAUCGCAGAGUACCGACUUUCGCAGUGGUUCAUGCGGAAAGCUCCGUUGAGUGAUUUCUGUGAAGGAAUCCGAGCAGUGCUGGUCGACAAGGAUCAGGCUCCGAAGUGGCAACCCUCGUCUCUGGAAGAGGUCACUCAGGAGCAGGCCCGUUUUCAUCUCGAAGAUGGAGAUGAGGUGAGUGUGAAGGUUCCAAAUGGACUUCAACCUGGUGAUAGCUUCGAGGUUUUACCACCAGCCAUGAUGGUGAAGUUGCCUGAAAAAUGCCAGCCGAACGACAGAAUCAUCUUCUGGAGCGAAGCCAAAGGAAGCCGAUGUCCAGAGGGCUGGUAUCGCUUCAGGAUGCCACAGGGAUUUUCACCGGGAACAGUGGUCUCUGUGCGUAUCCCGGUGAUGCCAGCGAUAAUGCAGCAAGCAGGCUAUUCACCACCUCCAAAUUCGGCAGAGUCCCCACUGCCGCGCGUGAGCCUCAACAAUGGGAACAACUACAACGACCCGAUUGAUGAGGACCUUCUUGGUGCUGAUGCCAAGGGUGGCAAAGGCCCGGUGAAUGGUUCCAAAGGCACAGAUGCAAAAGGCGGAAAGGAUGGUAAAGAUGGCAAGGGUGGCUACAAUGGCAAGGGCUACGAUAGCUACAAGGGCUAUGGCAAGGGAGGCCAUGAUGGCUACAAGGGCCAUGAUAGCUACAAGGGCCAUGAUGGCUACAAGGGAAGCUACGAUGGCUACAAGCAGGGCCAUGAUGGCUACAAAGGUGGCCAUGAUGGCUACAAAGGUGGCUAUGAUGGCUACAAAGGCGGCGACGGCUACAAAGGUGCCGAUUCGCGGCCCAAGGGUGAGAAGGGUGAGGCCAAAGGCUACGGCUGGCAUGAGAAAGGAAAGGAUGGAAAGGGAAAGGAGAAAGGUGGAAAAGAUGCCCCAAAAGGCAAAGGUGAGAAGGGCAAAGAUGGAAAAGACGGAAAGGGAAAGGGCAAAGAUUGGAAAGACGGUAAAGAGGGACGAGACCCCAAGGGCCUUGCCAAAGGCAAAGGAGAGGGGAAGGGAAAGGCCGAGAAAGGCAAGGGCAAGGACGAGGGCAAAGGACGCGAGAAAGGCGGGAAAGGCAAGGAUGGGAAAGGGAAGAAGGGCGACAAGGGCAAAGGAAGACGACGAGGCAAUGGCAUUGUAGGUGAACUGGUCCCCCAGGAGAAUGCAGAGACCAAGGGCCAAUUUGCCGAGGAUUUUGACUUCGAAUCAUCAGCGCAGAAGUUUGACAAGGUGAGAGUCGCAGAUGAUCUGAAACCUCUUGAAGGUUACGAUAAAGGCAAGUCCUUUUUCGAUUCCAUCUCUUGUGAGGCCACGGAGCGCAGUGGAGAAGCAGGUCGGCGAGCGCAGGACAGAGAGAAGGCUCGGGAUGCCGACCUUGCCACCUUUGGCAAGAGAUGA